UUUCUACACACACCAAAAAGCGAAGCCAUGUCUGGCCUAAUGUAUAUAUUUCUGACUUUUUUUGGAGGCGUUUGCGCAAAAAUAUGCAAUUUUUGAAAAAGUCGCAGUUGAUAAAUCCCCGAUCACUUCAAAAAGAUUUCGCGCUUGAUCCCUCCGCCGCCGUGAGGUUACGAUGCCAGAAUUUCUUGACACAGGGACAUCCUCCGUGGACAAACAGAGAAUGUUGCAGGUCGCCGACCGCCUGCAGAGGAAACUGAAGGACAAGGGGGAGCUCUCGCACCACGAGAAGCUGUGUAUACUGUGCGACACGCUGGCCAGUCCGCUGUUUAACCAGAUCCUGACCGUGCAGCAGUCCAUCAAACAGCUGAAGGAACAGCUGAACCGCAUGCCGGCCGACCGCUCUGCAGAAUUCGAUUUCACAAAGAAAGGUUUACUGGUAUUCGAUGCCGACUCCUCUGCCCAAUUGGGAAACAAGAGCAACUCCGUGUCCUUUGACAAUUUCAUCUCGUCUAGAUUACCUCUUGUCAAACCCUACUUGGGCACCGAAGAGUUCACCAAAAAAAUCCAUCAGAUGGCCGAGGGCAGGCAAAUUGAAUAUAUAGAUAUCGAAAAACCUCCUGUAGGAGGCCUCGGAUUCAGCGUCGUGGCGCUCAAGAAUCCUAGCGGGGGAGACGUCGGGGUGUUUGUCAGAGGGGUUCAGGCCGGAAGCCUCGCAGACAGAGAUGGACGUCUUAAGGAGAACGAUCAGCUUCUGGCCAUUAAUUACACUCCGCUGGACAUGACCGUCUCGCACCAGGAGGCCAUAUCUCUGCUGCAGCAGUCUUCUGGUCACAUUCACUUGGUUGUCGCUAAACAGCCACCUCCGCUCCUUCCCCAGACCCAGAUUCCCCAACAGCAUGAAGAGAUACGCUGGGGCCACAUGGAAGAGAUUGAGCUCAUUAAUGACGGAUCGGGAUUAGGGUUCGGGAUCGUCAGCGGCAAAGCCAGCGGUGUAAUCGUGAGAACCAUCUUACCCGGGGGACUCGCUGAUCGGGAUGGAAGGUUAAAGACCGGGGAUCACAUCCUAAAAAUCGGAGGCAUCAAUGUCCAAGGAAUGGCCAGUGACCAGGUCGCUCAGGUGUUAAAGAAUUGUGGCAAUUCUGUUCGUAUGAUGGUCGCCAGGGAUCCGGUGGGUAAGACUCCACCAGUAAAACCUCCGGCCCCGGCAACAUUACCGGUCGGUUCCCUCCCUCCUGGAGAUGCCAAGACCAGCGCUGCCGACUCUGUAUACGAUAUUACCCUCACUAAAAAGGAAGGUCAAAGCCUCGGAAUAACAGUGGUGGGCUACACGGGCGGCGGGGGCAGCGGAGGAUCUUCUGGUAUUUACGUGAAAGGCAUCAUACCGGGAAGUGCCGCUGAACAAAGUGGACGCAUUCAAGUUCAUGACAGGAUCGUGGCGGUGGAUGGGAAGGACAUCCAGGAACUGACCAAUCAGGAUGUGGUGACGGCGCUGCGUAACACCGGCCAAACCGUCCAUCUUACCCUGUCCAGGGGCAAAGUACCGCUCAGCCCAGUGUCUCCCGGCAUCUCUCCACGCAGAGAUGUGCCAACUGUGCCAACCGUGCCUCCACCUCCGCUGCCUGCCGUGCCACCGAGGGCUGCAAUAAGCGAGGUCCCCGAAGAUUCCGAGUACGACGAAGUCAGCCAAGAGCAAGAAGAUAACUGCAAAAAUGAACUAAAAACAGCUCCCACCUUAUCUCCAGAGGCUGAAUUGCUAAAGUCGAAGUGGGAGAAGCAGCUCGGACCUGAUUAUCAAGUAAUGGUGGUUGACCUGGAUACGAAGAUUGAGGAUGACGAGGAACUGCAGAAAUACUCCAAGUUGUUGCCAAUACACACCAUGAGGUUGGGGGUAGAGCUGGACUCCUUCGAUGGUCACCAUUACAUAUCUACUAUUGCUCCCGAUGGUCCCGUAGCCAAACUUGACAUUUUGCGACCAGAAGAUGAAUUAUUAGAGGUGAACCAAGUGCAGCUGUAUGGAAAGUCUCGCCGAGAAGCCAUCUCCUUCCUCAAAGAAGCGCCUCCGCCAUUCACUCUCGUCUGCUGUCGCUGUUUGGUUGAUGAGGAAAAUGAGAACUUUGUGGACGAUGCAGAAGACCUUACAGUCCAGAAUGAUGGAGUAAGUGUGCGGCAGCAAGAUGAAGAGGAUCAAGUCUUCAAGUCACCAGAGUUAGUUGGAAUUGAUUUUCGGGAACAGGAACAACCGGAUGAAGACCUGACCCACAUCACUGAGACCAAAGAUCAUGAUGAUGUUGAUGAUGGAGAGUUAACCCUGUGGUCUCCACAAGUUGACGUUGUCGAAUUGGAAAAGGACAAACGGGGUCUUGGCUUCAGCAUCUUGGACUAUGAGGAUCCCUUAGAUCCGGCACGGACGGUGAUUGUGGUUCAGUCUCUGCUAGCAGGUGGUGUAGCUGAGGAGAGCGGAGAGCUUCUGCCCGGUGACCGCUUGGUCUUUGUAAAUGACAGUUUUAUGGACAAUGCUUCGCUGGAAGAGGCUGUGCAAAUAUUAACAUCUGUGCCGCCGGGAAGAGUCCGCAUUGGCAUUUGCAAACCAUUGGUGAGUGAUCUGAAGGAAGGACACGUGUACAUCCCGCUGGUGGGGGAAUCGGUGGAUAGCGAGGAGUUAGGGGUGGACGACCCAUCGCCGACAGAACAAUUCUACCAUGAGAAAUACCAAGUGGAGCCGUUUGCUAAUGACGGCAGAGAAGAGCUGGUGGACGAGCCGUCGCUGUCCAUGGGGCCGACCAUUAAUAUCCAGCACAAUAAUCCCGACCUUUUACAAGAAUCGUGGGAGAUGCAGGAACUGAGGGGAUUUAUAGAAGAAAGAGAGAUGCUGGUGGAUGAUGAGGACGCCCAACAAGACCCUCCUCACCCAGACAAUGAUGGGUACAGUCUGCAUUAUAAUGGGAUUCCUCCUCCUCCCUCCAGACAGAACACGUCUUCGGCCCAGGCCUGGCUAGACGGUGCAGCCUAUAGAGACCCGAGUGACUCGAGAUCACCAAUGAUGCCCCUCCAUCCUGUGAACACGUAUGGCGCAAAUAUACACAGGCCUGAAGAACUCAACAUUGACUUGGAUGAGGAGAAAAGUAAAAUCUAUUACCUUAAAGAACCCUCCGUUAUUUUUGAUCCAGAUGCGAUUGCCAAAGAGCAGAACCAGAGGACAAAGAGAGACUCCGGGAUGCGGCGUCUUCAGAACUUAUCCUCCAUCGAACUGCCGGAACGUGAAGAAGGGGAAGGAGAGGAGACCCCAACGUUCAGCCACUGGGGGGCGCCCCUUGUGGUCGAGAUUUGGAGAGAACCUCAAGUGUCCCUGGGGAUCAGUAUUGUGGGAGGACAAACCAUCAUAAAGCGCCUGAAGAACGGCGAGGAGCUGAAGGGGAUAUUCAUCAAGCAGGUGCUGGAGGACAGUCCGGCGGGGAGAACAAAGGCGCUGAAGACGGGUGAUAAAAUUCUGGAAGUUUCCGGCGUAGAUCUGAGAAAUGCUACACACGAUGAAGCCGUCAACGCCAUUAAGAAUGCAGGAAACCCCGUUGUCUUCGUCACACAAAGCUUAUCAGCUGCUCCCCGGCUUUUGUCUGUUGUGAAACCUUCAACCAAGGGGGGCGCAGAGUCCAGACCAGAGAGCGUCUCUCCUGUCCCCACCGGCCCUCCACCACCCAUGAAGUUGCCCCCUCCAUAUAGGGAGUCCCCCAGCCCCUUAACAUCGAGGUUUGAUCCUGACCUUGUGGACAGCGAUGAGAAGAUCAGGGAGAAAUAUGCCGACCUCCCCGGGGAGCUGCACAUCAUCGAGCUGGAGAAGGAUAAGAAUGGGCUGGGGCUCAGCUUGGCCGGGAAUAAGGACCGAUCCCGGAUGAGCAUCUUCGUGGUGGCCAUCAAUCCGGACGGACCUGCCGGGAGAGACGGGAGGAUCCUGGUGGGGGAUGAGCUGCUGGAGCUGAAUAACCAGAUUCUGUUUGGGAAAAGUCACCAAAACGCGUCGGCGGUUAUCAAGUCCGCUCCCUCCAAAGUGAAGCUGGUGCUGAUCAGGAAUAAAGAUGCUGCCGAGCAGAUGGCCAUCACCCCGUACCCGUUACCAUCCGGCACUGACUACUCUCAUCAGGAUCUGCCCGGCGUCACCGUCUCCAGCAGGACAGAAGACGCCAACCUAAAUGAGUUCAUGAAAAACUUUACAGACCCCGAGAUAAAGUCCACAGAAAGUAAAGUGAGUUUCAGCGAGCCGACGUUGCAGCCGGAGGAGGAGCAGAAUGUCCUGGACAAGUUGGUCAGCCAGCUGAAACAGACCAAACCCAGCGCCAAGAUCCCGUACGGUCCCCAGGAUAUCGCCCUCGCACCAGCUGCGCCAUACAUCGUACCGGAACCAGAGAUCUCCAGCAACCGAAACGUUCCAUCUCCUUCAGUACAUUUUGAUCCCGCAACGUGUCCGAUCAUCCCAGGGCAAGAAAUGACCAUUGAAAUCUCCAAGGGACAUUCAGGUCUUGGACUCAGCAUUGUGGGUGGAAAAGACACUCCGCUGGAGGCUGUGGUGAUACAUGAGGUGUAUGAAGAAGGUGCCGCUGCCAGGGACGGACGACUGUGGGCAGGAGAUCAAAUUCUGGAGGUCAAUGGCGUGGAUCUGAGGAGCGCCUCCCACGAGGAAGCCAUCACCGCUCUGCGACAGACGCCCCAGAAGGUGCAGCUGGUGGUGUACAGGGACGAGGCGCAGUACAGGGACGAGGAGAACCUGGAUAUCUUCUAUGUGGAGCUACAGAAGAAGAGCGGCCGAGGGCUGGGGCUGAGCAUUGUGGGUAAGAGGAACGGCAGCGGAGUCUUCAUCUCUGACAUUGUGAAAGGGGGCGCAGCCGACUAUGACAGGAGAUUAAUGCAGGGAGAUCAGAUACUGUCUGUCAACGGCGAGGACGUCCGCAGCGCCUCCCAGGAAGUGGUGGCCACCGUACUGAAGUGCGCACAAGGACUCGUUCAUCUGGAGAUCGGGAGACUCCGAGUCGCGUCUUGGCCGCCGUCCAGGAAAGACUAUCAAGGCAGUCAGGUCGGUAAGAGCGCUCCGCCGCCCUCGCUCGCCCCAGUCGUAGCCAAUGCUCAGAAUUACAGCAGCUCCAAGAGAUCGUCUGCUCCGUCCUCUCAGAGAAACUCCGGUAUAGAAAUGGAGCCCAGGACGGUCGAGAUAAACAGGGGCCCCAAUGAUGCUUUAGGCGUCAGUAUAGCUGGUGGACGAGGGAGCCCGCUGGGUGACAUUCCCGUGUUUAUUGCCAUGAUUCAGGCCAGUGGGGUGGCAGCUCGGACUAACAAGUUGAAGGUUGGGGAUCGGAUUGUCAGUAUUAAUCAGCAGCCACUGGACGGGUUGUCCCACGCCGAUGUGGUUACCAUACUAAAGAACGCCUACGGCACAAUCGCCCUGCAGGUUGUUGCAGAUACCAAUAUUAGUGCAAUAGCGAGUCAGCUGGAGAGCAUGUCCCUGAGCCAGAACAUUAACUCCGAGCACCAGCCCGACGAGGGGGAUUCUUCCGUCCCAAAAAUCAUCCACCUGGAGAAGGGUCCGGACGGGCUCGGGUUCAGCAUUGUUGGAGGAUACGGGAGUCCCCAUGGAGAUCUUCCCAUAUAUGUGAAGACAAUAUUCUCCAAGGGCGCCGCCUCAGUGGACGGGAGACUGAAGCGCGGGGAUCAGAUAUUAGCGGUCAACAACGAGAGCCUGGACGGCGUCACUCACGAAGAAGCGGUGGCCAUCCUGAAACGUCAGCGGGGGAAUGUCACACUAACCGUACUGUCGUAAUCAGGUGGAGGCCGAAGUCCUAGGCGGACCCUUACUCUGCGUUGUGCGUUGCAGCAGCUGCCUUGCCAUGCUGGUAUCUGUAGUUCCACUACUCAUGGAGAGCUAUGGGGCCGCCUAUGGAUUACGGAUCACGUAAUUCCGUAAUAAUCACGACCCUGUUACCUUAAUCCGAUACGUCUUCCAGCCGACUAGAGACGUAGACUCUGAGGCCGUUGUGUGUCCGCGCUGAAUCCCGUCCCCCGUCCGUCCUUACACUGUGUGGGGCAGUACUGAAUACCGUAUUGUGUACUGCGUUGCGGCACUAUAGAGGGCAACGCUUAUAUCCAGACUCGAAUGUUUUUAGCCAAACGCACCAAGCGCCGGAUGUGUCCACAUUGUCACCCGUGUUACUACUUUUGUCGCUGUUGCGCAACAUGUCUGCCAUAUAUAUACGUAAGACCAGUCAGCGACCAUACUGGGAAGGGUUAAAAGUAAAUUGCAGUCGUUUUAGUCAAAUAAACUUAGCUGUCAGUGAAUGGAAACCUUCAUCCGGUGCAGAUGCAGAGAGCUUGUUACAGUGUAUCGGUUCUAUGCGGAGCUUUUUAAUGUGAGCAAGUAUGCUUCCAUUCACUGACAGCCUGCAGAGAUCUUGAAUAGAAUAAGAAAGCACAAGUAUAUACAAAAGUUGCAAAAAAAAAGCUUUAUUAUGUACAGGUCUAUACCAGUGGUUUCCCCAACCAGGGGGACUCCAGCUGUUGCAAAACUACAACUUCCAUUAUUCCCGGACAGGCAACAAUUUCUAUGCAGACCUACACGUCACCAUGGCGACAGACUACCAAAUAAGUAGUCUGAUCCUGCAUUCAUACUAUCUAUUUUUGAGUCCCCCUAUGGAAUUGCAUGUAGUAUGGGAACACAGGGCAUAAUGGGAGUUGUAAUUUUGCAACAGCUAUAGAGAAACACUUAUAAACUGGCUUAUUCUCAGUGCAGCUCCUAGGGGGCGGAGCCUGACACAGGGUUUCUGACUUUGAUGUUCAAAUCCCUGUGUUAUGCUCCGCCCCCGAGGAUCCACGCUACAAUGUAUCACUUGUGUUGCCAGGUCAGCGAGUGGUGUUCACAUAUAAGGCGCCUACGCACUGCAUCUCCACUCACGGAAGUGGCUACUUCCACCGGUUAACUUGCACUAAACCAAACCCCAGCCGAUUGGCCGACCCUUCACCUUUGUGUAUCUGCAAUGUAUCAGUCUAAUAUAACCCUUCAUAUCUCCCUGUACCGCACAAUGUGUACACAGUCUGUCCUGUCCAGGUGUAAUCUUCAACACCGCCCCCUACUUGUAUCUGUAUAUAAGGUAAAAGUUAUAUUCUAUUUAAGACUAAAGAGCUAAUUUUUCAGAAAUCUAUGGAUAAAUUGUGAGCUGCGCUGCUUUAUUCGGGUGGGGAGAGAUUUAUUAUUAAUAUAUAAAUAUAUAUAAUUAUUAUUUUUUUUAUUUUUGCAUAAUCCACUGGUAAUAGAAAUGAAUGGAAAGAUCACAACGUAAUACAUAGCUGCUGAAAGUGAAGCUCCGCCCCCAAUAGUCAGCAAAUAUAAAGGUGAACGUCUUUUGUAAUAAAUCUUUAUUGUUGAUGGUUUGUUUUUGUUUUUUAAACCAAGCAAGCUUCUUGGGUAACAGGCCCAUGUACAGCAGUUUGUUGAUAUGUCCAUUUAUAAGAACAGAUCCAUCAACAGCAGUUUGUUGACAAGACCAUGAUAGCAAUAACAGAUCCACCAAUGACAACUUAUGGACAAACCCAUGUAAGACUUAGAUUGAUCAACACCAGCUUUUUGACAUAUAAGAGUAAUAGACUCAUCAAAGGCAGCCUGUUGAUAAGUCCAUUAUAAUAAUAACACAUCCAUCAACAGUAACUUGUGGACAAGCCCAAAGUAAGAAUGAAAAAUCCAUCAACAGCAGCUUAAUAAACAUAUCCAUUAUAAGAGUAACAGAUCUAUUAACAUCAGCCUGUGUACAAGCCCAGUUUAAGUAUUACAGAUCCACCAACAGCAGUUUAUUAACUUGUCCAUUAUCAGAACAGAUGCAACAUGUUAACAAACUGCUGAUGAUGGAUCUUUUAGUCUUAUAAUGGCAUGUCAACAAACUGAUGUUGAUGGAUCUGUUACUCUUAUAAUGGACAUGUUAAUAAGCUGUUUAAUAACAUGUCCAUUAUAAGAGUAACAGGUCCAGCCUAUGUACAAGCCCUAUUUGAGAAUAACCGAUCCAUCAACAGCAGUUUAUUUCCAUUCCAACUAUUAGAACAACAGAUUUAACAUGUCAACAAACUGCUGGUGAUGGAUCUGUUACUAUUAUAUUGGACAUGGUUAUUAAGCUGAUGUUGUCUAUUAGAGCAUCAGAACCAACAACAGCAGCUUUUUAACAUGUCCAUUAUAACAGUACAGAUCCAUCAACAGCAGCCUGUGUACAAGCCCAAUUUAAGAAUAACAGAUCCAUCAACAGCAGUUUGUUUACAUGUUGGAUCUGUUGUUCUAAUAAUGCACAUGUAAACAAACUGCUGUUGAUGGAUCUGUUACUCUUAUAAUGGACAUGUUAAUAAGCUGUUUAAUAACAUGUCCAUUAUAAGAGUAACAGGUCCAUCAACUGCAGCCUGUGUACAAGCCCAAUUUAAGAAUUACAGAUCCAUCAACAGCAGUUUGUUAACAUGUUGGAUCUGUUCUAAUAAUGCACAUGUAAACAAACUGCUGUUGGUGGAUCUGUUACUCUUAUAAUGGACAUGUUAAUAAGCUGUUUAAUAACAUGUCCAUUAUAAGAGUAACAGGUCCAUCAACAGCAGCCCAAUUUAAGAAAAAAAGAUCCAUCAACAGCAGUUUAUUGACAUGUCCAUUAUUAGAAUAACACAUCCAUCAACAGCAGUUUAUUCACAUGCCCAUUACCAUGAUUUGUGCCUCCGAGGCACAGAUAUGUCACAGAUAUGCACAGGCCCCAUUCAUUUUAAUGGCCCGAGUGUAGUCAGCUAGUGACUACAUUCGGGUCAUUUCCCAAUGUAUCUGAGUUUUGUUUCGGACUGAAAAUUGCUGCAAGCUGCAUUGCUUAGUCAGAGUCAAAAAUGUAAACGCUCGGGAAAUGACCUUAACUUGGUGACUAGCACUACGCUUGGGCUAUGAAAAUGGAGGGCACCCGUGCCUGUCCAAGCAUGAACAUGUUGGCAUGUCAUUUUGAUAUUCUCCGAUGUAUCGGGAGGCACAAAUUGUGGUGUGAACAAGACCCAACAGACAGCAGUUUGUUGACACGCCCAUCAUAAGAGUAAGGUUGUCUUCACAUUGCUGAAUCUCUGGACGGAAUUUCCGCCAGAGAUCCCGCGGGUGACACUAAGACCACGCGGACUGCAUUGUCAUCCCCACGGACAGCAAAACAUGCAUUGCCGUCUAUGGGGACUGCAAUAAAGUCUGUGCAGUCCUAGCGCCCCCCACUGGAUCUCCGGUGGAAAUUCCGUCCAGAGAUUCCACACUGUGAACCCGGCCUAACACAUCCAUCCACAGCAAUUUGUUGACAUGCACAUUAUGAGUAUCAGAUCCAGCAACAGCAAUUUGCUGAUAGUUUUUUUAAUUAUUAACUGAAAUAAAAAUGGAAGCAGCAGAAGAGAUAAUAAAUAAAUGUUACGUUAUUUGCCGUUUGUAGAUAUAAUGUUACUAGACGGAACUUCAUUUUCCAUAGAGCUGACAAAUGUGGGCGGAGAUCUUCACAUUGAAUGUACAUAUGUGUGAAUGUUGUUAGUAGUACUGGAGGGUUGGCAGCAGGGACAGAAUAUUACCCACUGCCCUAGAGAACAGGAGAGAAGUACCCAUCUGUGAUGUUCCUUCUAGAGAUGAGCGAACUUACAGUAAAUUCGAUUCGUCACGAACUUCUCGGCUCGGCAGUUGAUGACUUUUCCUGCAUAAAUUAGUUCAGCUUUCCGG
This is a messenger RNA of Hyla sarda, 9724 nucleotides long. RefSeq names its product PATJ crumbs cell polarity complex component (gene PATJ). The transcript is spliced from 46 exons. The record is from RefSeq and is a predicted model, not a curated record. Gene Ontology annotation, molecular function: protein binding. Lineage: Eukaryota; Metazoa; Chordata; Amphibia; Anura; Hylidae. The coding region runs from base 173 to 5803 and encodes 1876 amino acids.